AAAUUCAUUUUUGCUUCUCCAGUGACAUGCCACGCACCUGUUUGGUCCCUCCAAAUCGUGGGGAGGAAAUGCUGGAAGCACUCAAGGCUCUCUCGACCUUUUUUGUUGAAAACAGUUUGCGCACCCGAAGAAACUUGCGUGGAGACAUUGAACGGCGAAGCUUAGCCAUAAAUGAAGAAUUUGUCCACAUAUUCAAGCAAGUUAAAGAGGAGCUUGAGAGUAUAAACGAAGAUGUGCAAGCGAUGAGCAGCUGCUGUGAAGAUAUGUCCAGUCGUUUGAAGGCAGCAAAGGAACAAACCCAGGACUUGAUAGUAAAAACCACCAAACUCCAAGCAGAAAAUCAGAGACUAGAAAUGAAAGCACAAGUUGCAGACACAUUCAUAGCAAAAUUCCAACUGACACCAGAUGAAAUGAACCUUCUUCGAGGCACGAAAGAUGAGCCAAUUACUGAGGAUUUUUUCAAGGCUUUGGGAAGAGUAAAGCAAAUUCACGAUGAUGUCAAGAUUCUCCUCCGGACAAAUCAGCAAAGGGCAGGCUUGGAAAUUAUGGAACAGAUGGCUUUACUGCAAGAGACAUCUUAUGAACGACUUUACAGAUGGACUCAGAAUGAAUGCAGGACUUUGACGCAAGAAUCAUGUGACAUUUCUCCAGUUCUUGCUCAAGCCAUGGAAGCCUUACAAGAUAGACCUGUCCUGUAUAAGUACACUUUGGAUGAGUUUGGAACAGCUAGGAGGAGUGCUGUAGUGCGUGGCUUUAUAGAUGCUCUUACUAGAGGAGGUCUGGGAGGUACUCCCCGCCCUAUUGAAAUGCACUCCCACGAUCCUCUGAGGUAUGUAGGAGACAUGCUGGCAUGGUUGCAUCAAGCUACAGCUUCUGAAAAAGAACACCUAGAAGCUAUGUUAAAACUUGUAACUAUUCAAGGUGUGGAAGAAAAUAUUCAAGAAGUAGUUGGGCACAUCACAGAAGGUGUCUGCAGGCCUCUGAAGGUUAGAAUUGAGCAGGUGAUUGUUGCUGAGCCAGGAGCAGUUUUACUGUACAAGAUUUCUAAUCUUCUCAAGUUCUACCACCAUACAAUCAGUGGUAUUGUAGGAAACAGUGCAGCCACACUGUUGACAACAAUUGAAGAAAUGCAUUUGUUGAGCAAGAAGAUAUUCUUUAAUAGCCUGAGUCUUCAUGCAAGUAAACUAAUGGACAAGGUUGAACUCCCACCUCCUGAUCUUGGCCCAAGCUCUGCACUAAAUCAGACACUUAACUUGCUACGGGAGGUUCUGGCAUCUCACGACUCAUCUGUUGUUCCACUGGAUGCCCGUCAAGCUGACUUUGUGCAGGUUCUGUCUUGUGUGCUAGAUCCGUUGUUACAGAUGUGUACUAUGUCUGCUAGUAAUUUGGGCACAGCUGAUAUGGCAACCUUCAUGGUAAAUUCACUGUAUAUGAUGAAGACCACUUUGGCUCUCUUUGAAUUCACUGACAAACGUCUAGAAAUGUUGCAGUUUCAGAUUGAAGCUCAUUUAGAUACACUUAUAAAUGAACAAGCUUCCUACGUGUUAACAAGAGCUGGUCUAAGUUACAUCUAUAACUCUGUGCAGCAACACAAACCGGAACAGGGUCCUCUUUCAAAUUUGCCAAGUAUGGAUUCCGUGUCCCUGAAGGUUGCAAUGGCUCAGUUUGAUCGCUAUCUGUCUGCUCCAGAUAGUCUGCUAAUGUCCCAGCUGAAUUUCCUUCUGAGUGCCACUGUGAAAGAGCAGAUAAUAAAACAGUCCACAGAACUGGUCUGCAGAGCUUACAGUGAGUUGUAUGCAGCUGUGAUGGAUCCUUCAAAUGAAUAUAAGGAUCCAGAAACCAUACUACACAGAUCUCCUCAUCAAGUUCAGGCACUCCUUUCAUAGUCUUGCUUCCCCCAGAUUUAUCAGAAUCCAUAAUUCUGUAUUUGUUGAGUAUUUGCAUCGAGUUAUUUUUCUGUUUUCAAUUUUGAUGUGUAACUGUGUAGUUAAAAUAUGUAGGAAUGCUUUUUUUUUAAUCUGCUUGGCAGAAGUCUAGUCUUUCCUGUGUCUUUGAAUACCUUCUAUAGGCCAGAAAAUAGAAUAUAGAUUAAAAAUUAUUUUAAUGUAUUCCUCUAAUGGAAAUGGACCUUGACAACAUGCAAUCUCUUUGAAAAAGGAGAAAAGCUUUUUCCUUGCUGUACAUAAUCCUUUCAACUAGAGGUUGAACCAGUGUCUCUUAACGACCUCACCAAUAUUUUUAUUUGCUCUUUUCCCUGUUCUUUCACUGUUUUUCUCAGCCUAUCAUCAGUAAAUGCUGAUAACUGUAAUUUUAAUACAACUGAUAUACUUUGAAUGCCUCAAGUGCUUCACUUUUACAGCUCAUAAAUCACUUCAGAGUAUUUGAUGCGGUUUUUCGAAUCCUGUUGAUUAAAUUUUUGAGGCAAAAUUUGUGUGCUUUUCUGGAAUCCAUUAUCGUUGCUAGUUCUGGUGUUUUCUGUAAGAAAAAGAAGUACUUGAAUUACGUGCAUGUACAUAAGCUGGAAAUUAAUGCUUUAAGUUAUUUGUAUAAUUUUGUUUUACUGGAAGAAUUUUGUUUUAGUGCAAUCAUUCUGUAGGAAUCCUUGUAUGAGUUGAAACUUGCUGAUCUCUUAAGGCAAUAACAGUGUAGGUUAGGAAAAUGGUUUGCACAGCAGUAUGGCCAUUCCUCCUUCACAUGUACAUGGUUUUUGUUUUGCCCUUUUUUAAGUACAGAAAAAGUCUAUCUGCUCUAGUACAAGCAUUUAUUCAGUUAAUAAUCCACCAAGAGAUUUGCAUGGUUUACAUGUCUGCAGCGGUGCUCCUAAAAAUUGUAGUUAAGUUCACCUGUGGCAGCCACAGGUAGUCCUGGGAAUUAUGUGGGAGAGCCAGGGUGUGUAGUUGUUCUAGGCUGAUGCGCAGAAAGCCAUGAGUAAAGGUUUCAUUUCUUUCCUCCUUCAGUGCAAAGCUGAACCUACUCUGUGUAGAAACCUUAAUUUUAUAUAGAGUUAUGAUUUAGGGGACCUUUGCUUCCAGUAAAAGAGGAAAAUAGGUAAGUAGGACACUUGUUCUCUGUUGGGCCUUAUGAGAAUUUUCUGCAAAUUCCUUAAACUUCUUUUAGGAAAGCCUUGUUAUAGAGAAACCUUCAGGAAACAGAAUGUUAGUAAAAGGAAUUUGGGGUGUUCUGGUGUUAGGAUUUUUGUUGGUUGGUUUGUUUGUUUUUUAAAGGAUAAUUUAAGCUAACUGUUUCGUUGGAAGCAUUUCACUUUUUUUUUCCUCUUUGUUGUUGUAUGGGUGCCACAGAGUUAUUACAGUUGCCUGAGUUUACACUCAUAUUAGAUGUGGCUUAUUUAUAUACAUGGAGGGGAAGAUGAGCAAUCAUUCAUAUUGAAUAACUUACAUACUUUAUUUUUAUCAGUAAUGAUAUUCCCCACAUAAAAUACAUACUUAGUGGCAGCCAAGUCUGCAGUUUAGUGUAUGUUGCAAAAGAGCAAGAAAUAGAGAAGAGCAGCAGCAAUACAUUUUAGUCUCUUGGAAAACAAGAUAUAUCCAGUGUGCUCAGAAAUCCGCUUCCUUGGUAAUACCACAAUAAAGCAAUAGCUCCUUUUCCAAAUGGGCAUAAUUUGUUGGUAUAAUAGAAAAAGAUUUGAAAGUGCAAGUGUCCCUGGAGUUCUUGUAUCAGGCAUAAAUUCUUCUGUAAAUGUGAAUGUUAGAUUUAUUCUGUUUAAAAACUCCAGACCUGCAAGACAAAAAAUUCUAGAAGCUUAGAAAAGCUCUAAUGAAAAUUAUGCUCUUUUACUAGGUAAGGCACUUUAAAUUACUCAGAUUUUGCAUUACCAUAGUAUACAUUCAGAAGGCUGUUCAUUGUUGUUUAAUAAUGUUAAUAUUGCUUAAUAUGCCUAUAAUUAUUAUCUAAUAUAGGAAAAUUACAUCAGUUGUGAAAGGAUUGUAAAUUAGCUUGUUAUUAGAUUAACAUACUCAUAAGAGUGAACUCUUUCCUGAAAUUACACUCAACCUCAGUCUCCAAUAAUCAGUCAGUAGUUUGCAUGAGGAUUAGUAAGAAGUUGCUUCCGAUCUUUGAGUCCAUGUAGAGACUUAUCCAUGAUUUUAUCUUCUCUUAAUAAAAAUGCAAAAGCUAUAAAAGUUGUAACUUACAAAAAUUAAAGUCAAUCACUAAUUCUGCUCUGUGCAAUUAAAGUAAAUGGCAAAGGGUCACUAAUGAGAAAGGACGUCAAUAAAAGCAUUUGAUUUACUGA
This is a messenger RNA of Pygoscelis adeliae (Adelie penguin), 4252 nucleotides long. RefSeq names its product component of oligomeric golgi complex 6 (gene COG6). NCBI's taxonomy places the organism in Eukaryota, Metazoa, Chordata, Aves, Sphenisciformes, Spheniscidae. The record is from RefSeq and is a predicted model, not a curated record. The coding region runs from base 27 to 1886 and encodes 619 amino acids. Gene Ontology annotation, biological process: intra-Golgi vesicle-mediated transport. Gene Ontology annotation, cellular component: COG complex. The transcript has 19 exons.